Grammomys surdaster is the source of this 4140-nucleotide messenger RNA. It is a transcript of the gene Heatr6, whose product is annotated as HEAT repeat containing 6. The record is from RefSeq and is a predicted model, not a curated record. Bases 16 to 3567 code for a protein of 1183 amino acids. Lineage: Eukaryota; Metazoa; Chordata; Mammalia; Rodentia; Muridae. The transcript has 20 exons.
UCUCACGUAGGAAAAAUGGCGGCGGUGCAGGUCGCCGCCUCUCUUCCUUGUGGGCAGCCGCGAGAGGCCCCGCGGGAGCUGUCGCCAGAGCAGGACGAUGGGUUCCGCCGCUUGUCUGCCAGGCUCCGCGCGCUGCAGCCGGAUGACAGCACUGUGUCCCGUAUGGAGAUUCACCUGCUCUUCGACCAGCUCAUCUCCGAGAACUACAGCGAGGGCGGCAGCGUGGCCCCGGAGGACGUCAGUGCUCUUCUUGUGCGAGCUUGUCAGCUAGUGCCUCUUAAUCAGAAUCACCUUGUGAGCAAAGUGUCUCAGCUGAUCCAUCGUUUACUGAACAGAUUACAGGUGGUUGUGGAUGAGCAGAACUUAGACUUUCUGCUGACCUAUACAAUCUCAGCUAUUCAACAGUGUAGCUCUUGGACACACAUGGAAAUUCUUCAAGCCCUGGCAGCUCUGGUUUACUGCAAUGGCUCAAAAUGUCAAAAGCAUCUCCCAGACUUGCUAGGCAAGAGUGGCCUCUUGAUGAAGUUGAGUGACUUGACUUAUUCUGAUCCUGAAGUCAGGAGAGCUGCAGUGCAUUGUAUGGCAAACUUAUGUCUCAGUGUGCCAGGACAGCCAUACCUGGAGGAGUCCUACCAGCAUGUCUGCUUCCAAGCUUUCUUGACCAUUUUACAGUCUCCAAAAUCAUCUGAUAUGGAUGAUAUAACAUUUUGCAUGCUGUUACAGAAUGCACUGAAAGGCAUACAGUCGCUUCUCAAUGGUGGGAAAAUGAGACUGACGCAGACUGAGCACCUGGGAGCACUUCUCGCUGUGCUAAAGAAAGCCAUGUUUCAUGGACUCCCUGGACUAAACAUAGAGAUGCCCACAGUGCUAUACCCAACUCCACUUCCUCAGUACGAUGGGAGAUCACCUGUUAAACCCCAGCAACCAGACUCCAGUGCUGCUCGACCAUGUGCGAUCAAAAAGAAAAAACACAAAGUAAAACCAAAGAAACCCCAACAAGGGGAGAAAGUGGAGGACGAGGAGGAGCCCUGUGGUGAAACAGAAGCAGCACCAGGGCUCAGCAUGGACCAGGCGAACACAUGUGGCGAGAAUGCUUGGUGCUCCUCCCUCUGGGGCUCCCAGGGUUUGCCUGUGGAUGGAGGCAGAGCUGCCGGAAGAGAGCAGGCCUCCUUGCCCUUUGCCUCCUCCAGCUGGAAAAGAGUCAGCAGCAGUGAGUCAGACUAUUCGGAUGCAGAAGGAGGCAUGCAGGGUAAAAUGAGGUCAUACCAAGCCAAGGUUCGCCAAGGAGCAUUGGCUUGUUUUCUUUCUACUAUCAAAUCAAUAGAAAAAAAAGUUCUAUAUGGCUACUGGUCUGCCUUUGUUCCUGACACGCCGGAGCUUGGAAGCCCACAGUCUGUGUCCUUAAUGACACUUACACUAAAGGAUCCAUCUCCAAAGACGCGUGCCUGUGCUCUUCAAGUUCUGUCUGCCAUCUUGGAAGGCUCAAAGCAGUUCCUUUCUGUUGCUGAAGACACCAGUGACCACAAACGGGCUUUCACGCCCUUCUCUGUCACGAUUGCAUCCAGCAUUAGAGAGUUGCACAGAUGUCUUUUGUUAGCUUUGGUGGCAGAGUCCUCGUCCCAGACCCUUACUCAAAUAAUUAAGUGCCUCGCAAAUCUAGUAUCAAACGCCCCCUACAACCGUCUGAAGCUCAGCCUGCUGACCAAAGUCUGGAACCACAUAAAGCCUUACAUCCGCCACAAAGAUGUUAAUGUCCGAGUGUCAAGUCUCACGCUCCUAGGAGCUAUAGUGUCCACUCACGCGCCUUUGCCAGAAGUCCAGCUGCUUCUUCAACAGCCCUGUUCCUCUGGACUCAGCAGCAGCAGCUCAGCAACCCCUCACCUCAGCACUCCUGAUGGCUGGAAGACAUUCCCUGCAGGACCCUCUCUGGAAGAACCAUCGCUCAGCUCACCAAAGGGGUUGUCAGAACCCUGCUGGCUCAUCCGACUCUGCAUUUCCACUGUGGUACUGCCCAAAGAGGAUUCCUGCUCGGGUAGCGAUGCUGGCUCCACCAUGGGAAGCACCUAUGAACCAUCCCCCAUGCGGCUGGAGGCACUACAGGUUUUGGCUCACCUGGCAAGAGGCUAUUUUUCAAUGGCUCAGUUGUACUUGGUGGAGCUUGGCGAGGUGAUCUGUAAGUGCGUGUGUGAAGCAAACCCAUCCAUCCAGCUCCACGGCGUGAAGCUCCUGGAAGAACUGGGUACAGGCUUGAUACAGCAGUACAAGCCAGAUUCCAACACAGCACCUGAACAGAGAGUGCCAGUCCACCUGGUAGUGAUGUUCUGGACUGCGAUGCUGAAUGGUCCUUUGCCCCGAGCCCUGCAGUCAGCAGAGCACCCGACUCUCCAGGCGAGUGCCUGCGAUGCCUUGUCCUCCAUCUUGCCAGAGGCCUUCAGCAGUCUGCCGAAUGACAAGCAGAUUUUGUGCAUUACAAUGUUGCUUGGCCUGAACGACAGCAAGAACCAUUUAGUGAAAGCCGCCACCUCCAGGGCCCUUGGAGUCUAUGUGCUUUUCCCCUGCCUCAGACAGGACGUCAUAUUUGUUGCAGACACAGCAAAUGCUAUAUUGAUGUCACUUCAAGAUAAGUCACUAAACGUGCGUGCCAAAGCAGCCUGGUCCUUGGGCAACCUGACAGAUACUCUGAUUGUCAACAUGGACACACCGGACCCAAGUUUCCAGGAUGAGUUCUCUGGGCUCCUGCUCUUGAAAAUGUUGCAGACUGCAAUACAAGCCUCCACGGACAAAGACAAGGUCAAAAGCAAUGCGGUCCGGGCCCUCGGGAAUUUGCUCCAUUUUCUACAGCCCUCUCACAUAGAAAGACCCAGGUUCGCUGAAAUCAUCGAGGAGUCCAUCCAGGCUCUGAUCUCCACUGUUGUGAAUGACGCUGCCAUGAAAGUCCGGUGGAAUGCUUGUUAUGCGAUGGGAAAUGUUUUUAAAAACCCUGCUCUUCCACUUGGAACAGCCCCGUGGACCUCCCAGGCCUACAAAGCCCUGACAUCAGUUGUGAUGUCAUGCAAGAACUUCAAAGUGCGCAUCAGAUCUGCUGCAGCCCUCUCUGUUCCGGGCAAGAGAGCACGGUACGGGUCCGUAGAACAGUUCACCCAGAUCUGGAGUGCGCUGGUCACUGCCCUGCAGAAGAGCGAAGACACUACAGACUUCCUGGAGUUCAAGUACUGUGCCAGCCUGCGGACUCACAUCUGCCAGGCACUGCUUCACCUCCUGAGCCUAGCCAGUGCCUCAGACCUGCCCUGCAUUCAAGAAACUCUUAAGCUGAACGGAGAUAUGAUCCAGUCCUACAUCCUACAGUUCUUAAAAUCGGGAACAGAGGAAGAUGAUCCCGGAGCAGUCCACACCCCACAGGAAAGAGACCAGAUGGUCAGACUGGCCCUGAAGCACAUACACAGUGUGCAGGCACUGGCUGGAGACACAGCCAGAGGGGUCAUCAUGGGUUUCUUAGAGGACAUCCUGACCGUUCAUUGUGACUCUUCAGGAGGACAAGUGGUGCUCCGUGGGCCCUCAGAUCAGUGACUUUCCACCCUCCCUCACACGUCACGAGUGGGAAUCAGACACUCAGCCUGUGCAUUUGUACGUGGAGUUUCAUUCUAGGGCAGGAGCAUCUGUCAGCAUUUAGAACGGGCUAGUAUCUCCACCACUUCGGAGAGUGGUUCCAUUACUGGCCAUUCUAACACAGACAUCUAAGGUACAAGGAGUCAGGAUCUAUGAAGCCUGGGCCCGAACAACUGGACGUCUUUUAGUCUCAAAAAGAAAGAAAAUAAAUUUAGAAAUUAGAAUCUUAUUAGAAUUGUGUUUUCAAGACUGUUUUUUAAUAACAAACUGAUUUUUUAUAAAAGCACAGCAAGAAGAAGAACAGGCCUCGUGAAGUGUCUGCCAGCACAGCUGCAGCAGCCAGACUCCUGCAAGAGCACCCCUUGAUGAGUAUGCAGCUGCUCACCCGGCACCUGCAUGCACCCCAGGGCUCUUCCACCUCCCCACAGUCCAGGAGCCUGGGCCACAGCAACACCAACUUUUGUCUAAAUUCACAAAUGACCUUCAGGGUAAUACGGUCCUAUACAUUAAAUAUGCUGUUUGGCCACCUUUUAA